CGGGCAGCCCCGGGCGGCGGGGGCGGAAGUACGUCACGGCUGCUUCCGGUGUGCGGGGCGCUCCAAGAUGGCGGCGCUGGCGUUGAGAUGUGUUGGUCGGCGGUGCCUGCUGGCUCGGCUUGGCCCCAGCCUUUCUGUGCGACAUGUUGUCCCGAUGGGAACGACAGCCAAGGAGGAGAUGGCCCGCUUCUGGGAGAAGAACACCAAGUCCAAUCGUCCCUUGUCCCCUCACAUCACCAUUUACAAGUGGUCCCUGCCCAUGGCGAUGUCCAUCACACACCGGGGCACCGGCGUUGCUCUGAGCUUAGGAGUCUCCCUCUUCAGUCUGGCUGCCCUGCUGCUCCCAGAACAGUUUCCCCACUACCUGGCCAUGGUGAAGUCGCUGAGCCUGGGGCCCACUCUCAUCUACUCUGCUAAGUUCGCUCUGGCUUUCCCCUUCUCCUACCACACCUGGAAUGGAGUCCGACACCUUGCAUGGGACAUGGGGAAGGGGUUCAAGAUCCCCCAGGUCAACCAGUCUGGGGUGCUGGUCCUGAUCUUGACCCUGCUUUCCUCCGCGGGCCUCGCAGCGAUGUGAAGCAGAAGGCAUUGCAGCCCUGAGGGGAUGUGGAACCUCAGAGAUGAGAAAUCACGAAGGAGGAAAAACUGUCUGCUGUCAGUGUGGCAGAGGGAGAAGACUUGCUGCUGAAUCCUGUUUGGUGCAGCCGCACGUCCCAGCAGGAGAGAGCUUCUCCUGGGUGAAAAUGAAUGUAUUUUAGCUUUAAACCAAUUACUUCCUGCA
Messenger RNA from Aquila chrysaetos chrysaetos, 781 nucleotides. RefSeq names its product succinate dehydrogenase complex subunit C (gene SDHC). Lineage: Eukaryota; Metazoa; Chordata; Aves; Accipitriformes; Accipitridae. The record is from RefSeq and is a predicted model, not a curated record. Gene Ontology annotation, cellular component: membrane. Gene Ontology annotation, biological process: tricarboxylic acid cycle; mitochondrial electron transport, succinate to ubiquinone. The transcript has 7 exons. Gene Ontology annotation, molecular function: succinate dehydrogenase activity; electron transfer activity. Bases 68 to 577 code for a protein of 169 amino acids.